GUCAUAUCCAGCCAGAACUCACAAAGGUCUUCGAAAAGAUCAAAAGUAGCAGCCUCCUUUAAGAUAACUUUUAUAAGCUUGGCAAAGAUGAGCUUAGAAGAAUAUUUUUAAGUCUUUAAAAAAGGUAAGAGCGUGCGCGAUUCUAAAACAACAACCGCAUAACAAAACAAAAUUAAAUCAAGGAAAAAAAAAACAGGUGAACAAAGAAUAUGGUAUUAAAUAAGAAAUAUGAAUGUGGGAAACAAUAUAAUAUUUUGCUGACAAACAAAAGCUCUUCUAUAGGGAAAUUCGACCGUUAUCUAUUUCCGACUUUUCUUUCUUUUUUUUCAUGAAUGUCAAUCCCGACGAUAAAUGUUAGGUAUUGAUGCUCUUUUUACAAUGGCCUUAGAAUAUAUUAAGUGCUCUGUCAAAUAGUCAAUGAAGCGAGUCAAACUUGUAAUUUCAAUUUCGGCCUUCUAAUCAUUAUUCUUUUAUAGCGGCUUGAGAGUUUGGACUCAAUUCAUCGAGGUUAAACAUGAGCUCGGUGCCAUUUACAAGAUUAAAUGAAGAGGAAUUAUUCGAAAUUGAUCCUGUGCAAGAAGCAAAUACCGAUGAAACACGCUUACGUGCCACUGGAGGUUAUUCGAACGAUGGUGAACCAGAUCGACGGAUUGAUUACGUCUUAGUGUACGAAACUUCACAGCAUGAUGAAACAAUGGACGAGGAAUCUGCAGCAGAUGCCGCCAGACUAGCGCUUUUGAGAGCUUCUUUUGAAAGAGAGCUGGAAAAGCAAGGUCUUAUUCUACAUCAGCGAACAAAGGCUGAUGAGGUGCGUUUUUGAGAAUUUAUUUAAUGUCAAUUAAAUGGGCAAUCAUGCGUAUUUCGAAUUACAUUUUAGCUUAAGUCUUAAAAGUCUAGAGUAAAUAGGUAUAUUACAUUUUUUUUCUUAAAGAAGCAGCUUCUGUAAGUCAAUGUUUACUGCUGAUGAUGGAGAUCAUGUGCAAUAUUUUCAGUAUUCAUGCCCUUUCAGGUUUUACUUUGUGUGCCAAUCACAUGCAUAUUUUUAGAAAUGUUGUUCCAGAUGCAAAUCAGUUAUUCCACAAAUAUAUAAAUAAAUGGAUAAAAAUAAAUAAAUAAAUAAAUAUGUAGAUAAACAAAACAGGUUUUCACUGUUUCGUUUCUACUAUCCUGCUCAGGAAAAAAAAAACAACAUUUCAACUAUAUUUUAUAUAAAACGUUAUUUCUGUGCUCACAGUUCAGGUAAUGACGGAACCUCUUCUGAUCAGAAGUACCCUGGUUCCAGAGGUCCGUUCUCCAAAUACCUAAUAUGAAACAUAAACCGUGCUUACGGUUUGUCCAUGUUCUACAGUGCUGUAGCCAGACCAAACGGCCAACCGAGGCAGGCGGGAGUUGCUAGGGGGGUUCGGGGGCAUGCCCCCCCGAGAAAUUUUGAACUUUAGUCUCUCGGAAAUGCGAUUUGCAGCGUUUUCUGGGCCUUUCGGUAACUUUUUUUCGAGUUAAUUUAAGUGGAAUUUAAAAAGCAAUAAUCAGAAACAAGCUACAUAAUCUGGGUGACCGUUAACCUCGCCAAUGGUUUUGAUCAGUAUUUGUUCAAAAAAAAUUUGAGUUAACGUACGUAGCCCCUUGAGAUCGCUGAUAUGGUAAUUUUUUCAUAGUAUAUUGACUGAAUUGCUGAAUUCUUUGUAAUAUCAUGAUGCGUUAAAAAUAUCCGAUGAUCGCUUAUGUAAAAUAAAAAUGAUCGGCGAAAUUCGUCAAAAUUUUACCGAGGCGAGUGCUCGGUUGGCCUCAUACUAGCUACGGCGCUGUUCUACCGUCGAUCUCUUCAGAUGUCUGAAGCACCCAACGACGGUUUCCUUCUUUUGGCUAUCCAGAGUACUUUUAGAUGUCUAGAAAUGUAUUCUAAGUAGCGCUAAAAAAUUUAUAACUGUUCGAUCAUCCUAGGGCAUCUUGAGUCUUCGAAAUAACAAUAUAAUGGCUUCAGUAUUAUUUUCACGAAAAUUUUAGCAGCAGUUUAAAGUUUUACAAAAGGGAGAAUUUCUCCGAUAUCUCCGAGUUUGCAUCGUAUUUUCCAUUCCGAAAAUUUUAGGUUUCCUUUCUCUACCAAAAAUAGUUUAACCUGGGGAGUGAAAUGGGAAAAAUUAAACUUCAGAAAAUCGUAGGAUAUUUAUUACUUAAGAUUCGAAAAUUACAUGAAUGGAACAGUCAUGUAGAAAUUUUUAGCCCCCCUCAAGCUAUAGAAAAUUCUAGGCAAUUUUUGCUUGUCCGAAAGGAUAUUUCGCAGAAAACAGUCGUUGUAUGCCCCUGAGAUGUAUCAUUUUAAAUCCAAAUCUUUUUUUGUUUUCUCCUCCUCAAAGGAACUUUUCAGGAACGAUAAUUAGUAUUUAACCAAUCUCAACUCUUAAUCACAAUUCUUAAUUUAUUCCUAGUUACAAUAUUGGACUUAUUAACCGGAUAGAAUAUAAUUAUGCUAAAGCUGGUUCGUUAAAAAACUUAAACAGAAUGGCUAAAUUUUAGAAAAGGUUCUUAAUUAUCUUAGAGCUUGAAAGGUUCUUCAUCCGGAGGCUUCUGAGAAAGAGGGUUUUUUGCUCUUGGCUAUUCCAAGUUAUAUUCGUUUACUAACAUGCUCACGGGUAUGGUAACAAAUUGGGAGAUGUUCAGGGGCGUGACCGGUCAUGCAUUUGAAGGCCAUACAAGAUUGGCGAUUAUACAAUUUUGCCUUUUGUUGGAAGGAUGGGAUGAGGCAAACAAGGUGUUAUGGGGAAUGGGGAAGUGGUGGAUGUUCUCCUCUCCUGCCAGCUCCUCUCAUCUUAAUGUAAAAUUUGGGGGGAGCAGUUAAGGGAGUCGGCCAAACAAAGUGUUAGUAUUAUUUUUGGCAAAACUAAAUUAGUGGGAGACUUGGAAAGGGACGGGCAUGGGAAAUGAGAUGAGGUUAAUGUCGAGGCUGUGAUACGAUAAAAUCUAUCUUUUAAACGUGGCAUAACUUUGACAUCACUCUGUCUUCCCGUUUAUGUAGGAUGGUGAGCUGAUGCGACAUUUUGUGUUAAUUCACGCUCCAUGGGAGGUUCUCGCUGAACGAGCUGAAAGAACGAAGAUGAAAGUUCCUAUUCAGAUUAACGACACCGUCUUUGAAACUUGGCUCGAAUUCUUCUUUGGUUCGAGCAUAGCAGGCAAAGUAACACAGAAAAAUCCUUUACAAAUACGGGAUGCUUCUGUACAUGCGUGUCCUGACCAUUUCAUGGGGAACUUCCGGAGAGAUCGCCUUUCGGCAUACAUUCAACACCAGGAUUUCAACGAGGAUACAUUUUUCUCAAACAUCGACCGACAGCAUCUAAUUCAGCAGAUCCUAACCACUACCCGAUAUUCGGAGGAACCUAACGACGUAGGACUCUCCAAGCUUCUUUAUGACGGUGCCUACGAGAGUUGUUACCCAUUACACGAGGGAAAGCAUGACGUCGCAAGUGAUGAAUCUGAUGUCAAGCUUCGUCACCAGCUGAAGAGAGACUGGGCUAGAUUUGGUAGAAUCUUUAAAUACCAGCCUUACGAUGCCAUAAAGGAUUAUUUCGGUCACGAGAUCGGUCUGUACUUCGCCUGGAUGGGAUUCUACACUGCAAUGUUGGUUCCUCUCGCCAUAUUUGCUUUGAUUGUGUUCAUCUAUGGAAUUGCGUCUGCAGGCUCAUAUAUUCCAAUCCAGGAUCUUUGCAGUGAGAAUAACCGCGGCGUCUGGUACAUGUGCCCGCUGUGUGACAAACAGUGUAGCUACUGGAAUUUAGCCCCCGACACCUGUCUGUACGCGAAGGUUACUCACUACUUUGACAAUGACGCGACCGUUGCUUUGGCCUUUUUCGCAUCAAUUUGGGCCACCCUUUUCUUGGAAUUCUGGAAACGCCGUCAAGCGACUCUUGCACACAAAUGGCACACAUCUGAAUUUGAAGAAGAAGAACAACAACUCCGACCCCAGUAUGUGUCAAGUUUAACAGAGGAAGAGCUGAAUCCUUAUAAACCGGACUCAAAAACUGGAAAAAUUAGCCCAAAUAAAAAGAAGGUCAAGCGAUUUCGUCGACUGAGUUUGGUUUUCAGUAUCAUCGCUUUUAUGAUUCUCUUGGUUAUCGUCGCCAUGAUCGGCGUCGUUGUCUACCGAGCAGCCGUUUUUGCAGUCUUGAGUAGUAGCUCCAACAGAAAUCUGGAAAGCGGUGCUCGAAUCCUAACUACGGUUACUGCUGCCUUGAUUAACCUGGUCGUCAUAAAUAUCUUACAGUUUCUUUACAACAAGCUUGCAAUCUGGCUCACAGACUGGGAAAACCCACCCACCCAGACGGAUUACAAAGACAGCUUCACCAGGAAGAUGGCCUUGUUCCAGUUUGUUAAUAAUUAUACAUCCAUCUUCUACAUUGCUUUCUUUAAGUCUGAGCUCAUUGUUGGAACACCUGGAAGGUAUACAAGGGUGCUAGGCAAAUAUCGACUCGAUAGCUGUAGUGAGCAGGGAUGCUUUUUAGAACUUGCCAUUCAAAUCGCCACUAUCAUGGUCGGACAGCAAAUUUUCUACAACAUCACUGAAAUUGGAAUACCGUAAGUUUCUGUUCCUGCUCCUGUCAUAAUAUUUUUUUAUGCAUUUAAGCAAAACCAAAAACCCUAUUCCAGCGCUGUACCGUGGCACUUAAAUUAUAUAUGGAAUUUACUUAUUUUCGACUUCAUUAAUUAUGUGUUCACUUUUUUGGAAAGUCAUUGGCAAGGUACGGUUUCGGCAAAAUGCGUACACCUCUCAAGAGAGUUUGUAUCUGAAAGCAAUUUGUGCUUUUAUGCAAGCACUUUCCAACCUUUGCACGACUACAACGAGAAACUUCCAGAAACUUCCUAGUUACACGUUUCAUGUGUUCCUCUUCACUUUUUUUUUCGCUGCCGCUCAUUUUCACCUUAGGUGGCCGCUAGCAUUUCCCUUCUCAGAGCCAAAAUUUCUUGGAUGCACAGAUUACCAAAUUUUCGUAUCCAUGGUGUUCCGCUAUCCGCACUAUGCGCGCGAGAGAGCUCCACCAUUAAAUACACUAGUGAUAUCGAUCCUUACUAGCAGUAUAAUAUAACAGUUUUCUUGCCUCGGUUUUAUUAGGUACCUAAUGUUGCUGAAAAAAAGACGAGCACAAACAAAAGAUACCAUUCGACCACAAUACGAAUUGGACUACGACUUAAGCCCUUUAGAAAGGAAUUUUAUGUUCUGGGAAUACCUCGAAAUCGGUGAGUAAUUAAGUCAGGUGUGAUUCCGUAUCAAUUUGAAACAUUGAGUUUUUAUCCUGGGCAAUAUGUGUUCACUUUUGUUGUUGUUCUUUUAGCUUUACAGUACGGCUUUAUAACCAUGUUUGUCGCCGCAUUUCCCCUUGGACCAUUGUUUGCGCUCAUCAACGUCGUGGUGGAGAUCAGAGUGGAUGCCAUCAACUUCUUAUGCCACUUCCGGCGGCCCAACGCCACCCGCGUGGAAGACAUAGGGGCCUGGUACAACGUCUUAGAGAUCAUCACCAAGGUUUCAGUGCUCGUCAACGCAUUUGUUUUGGCGUUCACCUCCGAGUUCAUUCCAAAACUGACGUACAAGAUGAUUUACUCACAAAAUAAGGGGACGCUUGAGGGAUACGUCAAUAACAGUCUUGCCUUCAUUGAUUUGAACACCCUUUAUACAUGGGAAAAAGGCACUCAGCCAGCAGAUCCUAUAAAGAAUCUCAACUACACACGAGAUUACUGCAGGUAAUAUUCGUUUAGUAUGUGUAAUCAAAUGGUGACGAGUGAAAUAUAGAAAUGACUUCACGUACGUUUUGUCCAAAGUUUAAUUAAUGUUACGCUUACAAUCGUGGUUUUUUACUUAUUUGAUUAUCGAGUAUUGAGAACUCCACGCACUGAAAAAUUUAUAGCACAAGCUGUGCCUUGAGUUCGCAAGUUUCGGAAAAUUUUCAACAAGUUCCAAGUAUACCUGUAAGAAUCCUCGUUGAUGAGCUCUUUUGUGUGUUUAGAUUUUCUAAAACGUCUUUUAACGCCCUGACAUCUUAAUUCAGAACAUUUUAAAACUUCGACUUGACUGAGACGUCUGAACGUUGCCUGGAAGCAAUUUUAUAAUUUCACAUGUCAAAUUAUAAAUUAACGCUGAAACUUCGAGCCAAAAUUAAGGAGUAAUUUGUUAUCCAAGAUAUUAUUAAUAUAGAACCUUUGGACUGACUUGUCGAAUACCAUGGUGACAUUUACUUUUACUCGUGUUUUGCAUCCUUGUAUCUAAUCGACAACAGCAAAACGAGACAGUCAAAUUCCACCAAAGGUUUGUAAAAAAAACACGAUUCAACGCAUUGAAACUCAAUAAUAUUUAGUCUCAAAACAGAAAUUAGAUUAAAAAAAAAAUCAUUUUUAACAUUGUUUAAAAAUGCAUCACGUGACCAACCACGUGCAGUUUUAUUCUAUGGCUCGAAAUUCGUUGUCCUUUUGUAGGUCCAUCCCGGUUGCUAUAAAUUGUGAAUUUUAUUGCUUCGGAUCAUUCCAAGCUUAUUUCGUAGACACUUUCUAGCGUCAGUGCUUUGAUACAAAGAAACUGAAGCUACAUUCCAGGUGGAUGUCUUUAACAAUGGUCAUAAAAAGCGCAAAUGAUUCAGAAACAUGCUUUUAAAGCAUAUUCCUAACUUUUAAAUCAGUGAUAACACUGUUUUUUUGUUGUUGUUUUUUUGUUUUGUUUUUUUUGCUUCUUCAGGUAUAAGGGUUACUUUGAGGACACUUAUCCUUACAAGCGCUCGGGCGAGUACUGGAACAUCCUGGCCGCCAGACUUGCCUUCGUUCUCAUUUUUCAGUUUGUUGUGUAUUCCAUAACAGCCUUCAUUGCAUGGAUAAUUCCCGACAUCCCAGAGGAGCUGAAAUUUAAGAUGAAGAAAGAGAAGGAGCUGGAGAAGGCCAUACUCAGGGAUGAAAAUAAUGCGGAUGUGUGAUUUGAUUAAGUCACAAUACACAAAUAGUCUUUUAGCCCUCCGUGAUACACGGAUUGAGCGUUAUAACCCCCUCCCCGAGGUACGAUGGGGGUGGGGGGUUACCAAAAUGUGCCGAAAAGAGUGUGUGGAUCUUGAUUGGAUAGAACAUGUUUAUCUGAAACUCAUUCGUGGUGUCAAAUUUAUUCUUCCUCUCUUAUACGGUGGAGAGUUGUUAGCAGCUACAAACAGGCUAAACCUGAUUUCCUACAUAUGACUCGAAGUGACGCAACAUAAAUACACUCAAUGCAUGACUUGUUGAUAAUAAGUACCUUGUAUCCCGAAAAGAAGAAAUGAUCAGUACUGUAUCCAAAGCCGUGCAUUGCUGGUGCAAAUUAAACACCAAAAAGAUGGUUAACAAGCUAAGUGUAAUUGGGGGGGGGGGUAUGGUUGUAUACUCUUCGUCUAUCGUCUAUUGUCUAUCGUCCAGGAUCUAUCGUCUGGGUUUUGGCAAUUUUUUUGUAUUUUUGUAUUGAUUAUAAAAAUCUUUUUCAUUAAGUUCGAAGGUGGCGAAAAAAAAAAAAAAAACAGCAACAAAAAGAACUUGUCCCUCUGGCGUCAAUCUUGAUCCUUUAAAACUUCCUUCAUAGAGUCAACAUUACGAGCCAUUUGAAGCCGCGGCCAUGGACAGUGUCCUAUCUUCCUUGGCUGGGUUUUGAAAACUUUUGCGUUAGACUCUACACACUCUUCAGUUAUACUUCUGAAGAAAUUCAUUCAGCUAGAAUUGUAUUAAACCGUCAACUAUUAUGCUUCCUAGCUACUGGGCUUGUGUGGCUUCUUGAAGAACUAUAAUUUUUAAUUUGUCCUCUAGGUAAAUCCUCGUAUUUUAGCGCGUGUUCAUUUGUACUUAGAAAAUAGUUAGACUUUGGACAGUAAAUAAAACUUAUUUAUCCCGUUGUCAUAUCUACACAGUAUUCAUAAGUGAGGCUGAAUUAGGCCAUACAUACUUACGAGAAAUAGUCUGGCAAGAGAGAACACCUCGAGUCAAUUCACUGUACUGUUGCUUUAUAAAGACCCCCUAGAUUAUUGAAAGAAUCGCCUCUUUCGGGUGUUGUCACAAAGCUUAUGAUUUAAUUGGUCUAUAUACGCAAGUUGAUUAUUGGGAGGAGAAACAAUGAGGUCAUUUACUUUUAGGCAUUUCUAGUCAUUUUAACACAUAUGAACCAUCUGCAUAAUAUAUUCCCCAAGCGUUUAUAUCUUUUAAAAGAGACCGCGGGUCCUUACAGGUACUAGCACAGCUAACAAAGGGUGGGUGACAGGAUUAAAUGGGCCAUCCCAAACGGCUUUACUUAGAUAUAUCCAAGAUACUAUCUGAUGGCAGUGAAAUGAAGGGCAUUUAUUCAAAUUGCGGUACGUUUUUCCAUUGUUGUAGUAGUAUAGCUUAUUUCUUCUUUACAGCUUAAAGGCUUUAGAGGACUAAAUGGGGAAGCCAGGAUGGUGAUAGGCUUUGUUGACAAUGGGUUGAUAAAUCACGAUCUGACGGAUGAGUGUUAGGGAAACCAACUGCAGUAUCCAUUCAAUAGAGAUUUAUCCAGUGGGUGACGUUAUCCACCUUUUGAACAACUGGGACCAGGCUACAUUAAUUCCCAGUAUACCCAUUUCAUUGUUCAUUAGUCUUGCUUGCUUUAGAGGCGAGACUCAGAAAAUGCAAGCGUUUCGGCUUUCUGCCCCAAUAGCGAUCAUGGUCCCAGGCGUGGAGACCGCGGAAACUGGUCCCGUGAGGCCAUGCAGGGAAGAUUACUGUAAAUUAAAGACCCGAAACGGGUCGGUCCAACUGGGGAUUAGUAAUACUUCGGUGGCUGAAAAAAAAAAAAAAAGAAGAAGAAGAAGAAGAAGGUAUGCAAUGCAGUGAGAAUAUUAUACUAUUGUUAGUACCAAAGGCAGUCAAUGGUUACUAUGCAACCUGGCUAGCUAACAUUUUUUUUUGUCCUUCCUCACAUAUACUCCUUAUCAGGGCUUGCACGCCCGGACACAGGCUCCUUAGGAAUUAAUUGCCUCCUCAUUUCGGAUCUUAUCUCCAAGCAAGGUCGAGUCGCCGUUUUUAGAGUAUUGUUUCUUUUCUGAUUUCCAUUCAAGCGAGACUUUUAAAAGCGAUUUUGUUAACUUGUAAAAACAUUUAAGGAAACAAUACUGUGUGAAAUAUCUGCCAAAAUUUUUGUUUUAUGGUUGGAUCAAAACGGCAACUUCUAUCGAAUACUAUCCGCUAAUUCAGGGGCACAGUAUUCGAACCUUUAGUAAAGAAUUGAAGUAGCUAAAAAAAUCGAAACUUACAAAUUAAAUUAUUUGUGAUAACGUUUUUUUCGUCUUAAAGAAGUCGAUAUUUAAUUGUAUAUUGGGUUGUUAAAAUGAUCUUAAGCUUCGGUCAUUACAAUGUAUAUGACCUGUAUACCAAUGUAUGUAUGUAUGUACAAAUCCCUGAAUGAAGUAUACCUCAACGCCCCUGUCAGCCUGUAACCGCUCGUGCGGAUCCACUUCCCUUUUACCGCUUGUGACGUAACCACUUGUAAUGGUCAAGGCCAACUUUGUCCGCCGCUAACUUGUACAGAGUAAAGAUAUCUUUCAAACCAUGCCAGAAUGAGCUCAAUCCAGUCAAGGACAGGAGAAAAACGCAAAAAAAGAGCAUGUAACAUUGACCUGAAAAUUUCCAUGAAAAUCUUGUUCCACGACCCGUCUUCUUCUCCUUUCAUAUAAUUCUAAGAUUCUAAAUGUUUUCCUGAAAACUUUUCCCUCCCAAAAGAAGCCCACUAAAUUCCCAGAAAAAUAAAAACAAUGAGGCAAAAAAUGGGAAAAGAGAGGGGAGGAGAGAAAGCGAAAAGUAAAAGUCAAGACUGCUUGGUUACUUGGGAACCCAAUUUUGCUUUCUGCGCAUGCCCGAACUUCCCAAGCUAAUAUCUUACAUCUGGAUCAAAAGGCUGCGAAGUGUACGACCUGUAAAUGGCUUUAUGGUACGUUUUACUUCUUUACAGCACGACAUGGUGACCAGGGAACCUCUCGACUACCUUCAAAACGAGUUUCGGCAAAAUUUCCAGGGGUGAAUGGAUUAAAAGUCGCAGGUUUUGAAAACUUAAAAGAACGAUUGAAUAGUGUAGAGAAGUUUCUAGUCACUGUGCUGUAUUAUAUCCUAGCUAAUUUUAUUUUUGAAAUGGCCGUAUUUCCUUCAUUGAGCCCUUUUCAGGGGCUUUUCUGUGUUUCAGUGCUUUCGCAGUAGGGGCUUAUUCACUGGGAGUUAAUAACCAGCUGCGCCUGUUUAAUGUUAUAGCCUCCCAAAAUUAUUCUUAUUGAACCGGGGCAGAAACGUUUUUUGGAAUGGAUGGAAUCGAAAGCUUGUGUAUUUAAGGCUGUCUUCACACUAUAACUGAUAGCAGUUUCGUGCUGACGUGGACAGCUAUCCUGUAUAAGUGCGUUUGGUGAACUAAAUCCCAAUCCACACUAUUGAAUAUAUACUUCUGUCUCAGUGGAUUUCAGCCUUUUAUCCUAAUUAUUACUUCUGCCAUGGUCCGAAUACCGUUCACACUGCACUAAAGUGUGGCCCAGAAACAAACAGAUAUGUGACGCUUCACUUUCGACAUCAGCGCAGCGCAGCGCAGCCCCGUCAGUUGGAGAUAUCGCGCCGAAAUCACCAUCAUGUACAUAGCUAGUGUGAUCAGAGGCCGUAUGGGGCAUGAAAAACUGUCCGGUGAAGUGUAAACCUUUCCCUAAAAGUAGAAACCUCGUUUUAUGCAUGUUCAAAUUGGGAAAGACUGGACCGGUUUGAUCUCCUUUUUCUCUAAAACCGCUCAAAUGAUAUUCCGAAGAAGUUUUGGAUUCCUUUAAAAGGUCAUUACAUCAAUGCAGGUAACUGCCAACAGACAAAUGAUUGGUCUAUGGUCUAUGGUAACAUGAUCAUUCCUUUAAAAAUGUUUCGUUUACAUUUAAACAGUUUUAUCUCGGUUUCUGCGGUACAGGAUAUACGAUGGCAACAAAUCAGGUAAAAGGCAGCUCUGUUUAGAAGUUUAGUGAUAAAAUGAAAAACACUGUUGUUAUAUGAACAUUUUAAAGACGCUCUAAACUCUUCGAUUGCUACUAGAAUUUUUGUGCAGCGCCUUUAAGGGAUAAUUAAGGCACUUUGCCGAGUUGAAAAAGAAUAGUCAGUACUUCCAGAUCAAGCUUUAAUCUACGACGCUCUUUUUAGAAAAGAAAGAAAGAAAUUAAUCUACGAUAUACUUUAAGAAAGAUAGUUUUCGAAGCUUAAUUCGUACCACGAUUCCACGAUCGAGGAACGGACUGCGAAACACGCUGGGGUAUGAUUGUGAUGCUCAAGAUGGUGUAGAUUUGGAACCGAAUACUUCUUUUAUCGAUUUCUCGCGCUUAGAAGAUGCUCAGAACGCCCACGAGAUCACAGAACUCCCAACGACUCGAUAAAAGGAGUGCCUCUAUCGUCGACGUAAAACAAAAAAGUACGCGAGCUAAACGUUAAUAAUGUUCAGUUAAUAAGGAGAACGAGAAAUUAAUUUACAAGUUUUUCAAACCUCUUUGUUUAGAAUAGCUGAACCAAUAAUAUUUUAAAAGAAAACAAAAACAAAGUAAUGAAAGACGGAUUUUUUUGUGAUCAGAGCUAACUAUCUUAUUUAGCCGAGGGCUAUAAGACCGUCAAAUAGUAUAACCAGUAAAAGGCUAGUAAGCUCGUUUUUCGCCUAUUUGACAGAAGGGAAUCAUCUUGGCCUACUGAAUAGUGCGACUGUUUUUUUUGUAUCCACAUUACACCAGUAAUGGCGUGGUUUAAUGAAAAACUCGCUCUGUUUCGAUGGAGAACUUUAGGCCUUGUAAAAAUUUAUGCCAAUCAAUGUCAAUACGGAUAUUUGGUUUUCAGGAAUAUUCGAGGCCUUAUGAUCUAAUCCAUUCUAGCAGCUAAAUGUAAAGCCUAAAGAGAAAUAUUGGCUUGUAAUUUCAGGAUUUUUUAAUACUAAAGAAUUUGCGCAAAGUUUAAGGCACUGAAUAAUAUAUUACUUGGGAUGACCUUUUGGGAAUCAAAUGGUGGCUUGAACAGCAUGAAUAUCUACAAACUUUUACACACAAAGAAAUUGUUUAAAAUAUUCAUAUGGAUUGAUGAGUAUAGUAUUAGUUAUUUUUGGCAUUAAUACCGUAAGGUAUUUCGCCGAAUAACACGUAAAUCCGUAUAGAAAGCAAGCUGUAGCUGUGUUAAAAAGGACAGUGAGGUUAAAAACAAUUAAGCGUGACUUAACAUUAAGAUAAACAGAAGUGUCACUGCUCUCAUUAAUAUUUAAAAAAGUUCAAAGACUGAUAUUGCUAAAUCUGAAAGUUGGCAUGUGUCGCUCCGUGAACUGGGACUACUACAUUCUCGCCACUUUUUAUCAUCACGCACGGUUUCUUACUCAUGUGUGAAAAAGCCUGAAAAUGUUGAAAUUUAGCAGGUAAGUGAAAGAACACAUCAAUCUGAACUAAUUCUGUCGCGCAAAAGUUGAUAUCACUGAAUCAGUAAAUGAUCUAAUUUCAAUUCAUAGAAAGGUGUAGAAUAAUCUCGAGUCAGUGUCGAGUAUCAUUUAUAAAUACCUUUUAUUUUUCAUCUUAUCGCGAAUGCUUUAAAGACGAAAGGAACCUGACGCUGUCAUGGACAGAGGAACCUACACUGAAUUGUCUCAAAAUGAUGUACCAGUUGAGCUUGAGGCGAAGAAUGCGCCAUUGACGGAACCUUCGGUAGAUCAGGAGGCGUACCCGAGAGAUGAAGGCUUGCUUAUCGACUACGUCUUGGUGUACGAAACAUGUAAAGAAGAGGAAGAAAAAGAUCAAGAAACCAAGAAAGAGGCGGAGACAUUGGCAAAUUUAAGAAGAUCUUAUGAGAAGCGACUUCAAAAGAAAGGUCUUAUUCUACAGCGCAAAACUGUUACUGCAGAUAAGGUAUUCUUAAUAAUUAAAUCAAUGUUUGGCUUUUAAUUAUUUAAUAUCAUGUGUUAUUAUCAGUGAGCGUUGGCGAGUAGAGCCUCUUCUGGAUCGAGACGAUGGUUGUCUGUCAGGAGGUGAUAUAUUUUCUGAAGCUGGGGACUAAAAAACAUGGCGUUUGAAAAGAAAAAGUUUCUUACAGGGAUAUUUUGACUGCGUAGUAAAACAAGCUCACUCAUUCCUAAAGGGUCAGAGCCUGAAUAAUCAUAGAUAAACGCCAUUUGGCCAAUAAAUGAUGAGUCCAGUCUUAAAAGCCUAAGUAUGUGUUUUUUUUUCUUUCAAUUUUAAACCAUGUAUUCAGCACGAAAUAAGACAAUGCUCACAUUUUGUCCGUUUUGAUCGAUAAGUGUACGUUGUUACUCUACUCAUUAAAAACUUGCUCCUGACCAGUUAGAGUUUAGUAGUCAAAAAUGGGAAUGUUGUUUCAAAAUUGCUCCUCAAGUAGUUAUAUGGUCUGUUGGAAAUUUCAAGAAAUAAAAAUUUAUCACUAAGGACAUGAACGUUCAUAAAUAACGUAUUCAGUUUCUAUUUUUGAGUUGUCCUUUCUCUAGUGCAAUAUAUUACGGCAUAUCAGACAAGAGCUGCUUGGAGCUCUACUCAGUUAAAAACUGAAAGUUUUCUAUUUUACUAGAACUUCAUAAAAAAGGUUAUUAGGGCAUGAAUUACACAAAAAAUAGCAAGAGCCACUUUAACUUCUAACCCUUUUUGAAGAAAUAUCUAAACCAUCAUUACGCCGAUGUCUCAGUUUCCACGAUGUAAGAAUGUGUAGGAAGACAUUUGUCCUUGUAUAGAAAAAUGCCGACAUAAGGGCUGCAGGAUAAUACAAGUAAUAAUUUUAGAAAGUAUAUUAAAUAAGGGCCAUUCAUGCAUCAUAACAUACCAAUAUAAGAGCACUGAUGAAAGAAAAACAAGCGCUAGAGUUUUCCUGAUUCCGGCAUGCAAAUACUUUCACGGCCUCAUGAUAAUAUGGUCUAAUAUGAUCACUUGACCUUACGCCUUCUUGAAAUUUCGUUGUAAAUUCUAAGGAACGAAAAAAUUCUAUACUUUUGUUUAACCUCUAUCUAAAGCCGGUGUAAGACUGAUUAAAAAUACUUUAAAAACAUCCUCCUUAAUGGCCCUCAAAAAAGAAAUUACUUACUGCAAAAGUUUUCUCAGUAGUGGCAUUCUAAACAAUUUAAAAGUCUUUGUAAAAUAAUAAUAAUAAUAAUAACGAUAAUAAUAAUUACUAUAAUGAAAGAUCAUUAAAAAUGAAAAACGUUAAUUAUAGUAAUUAUUAUUAUUAUUAUUAUUAUUUUACAAAAGAAAAUCAAAAAAAUCAAUGUGAAUAAAUUAGUAUAAAAGAGAAAUUCUAUUAUUAAUGCCAAGAUUACCACGAAAAUUUUCAACAUCAAAAUAACUUUCUACUUGAAAACUGUCAACUAUGAUUCCAUGAAAACAUCGAAUCAAAGACGGUAUCACUAGGUUUUCACUCCGAAACAUUUUUAAGAAACAACAACAAGGCCAGUUGAACAUAUGAAAAAGUUUAUUCAAAUUAAUGAAUUAAUUAGACGCUCUCAGAAUGUUUACUCGGGCUAAGAUAUUUAAGCGUUUAGGGAUCUGCAAGAAAAAAUAAAAGAAUUAAAUCAAAAUGAUUACGGAAUACGCAGGUUUCAUGGUAGUCUUACAAUCACGAUAAGAAAAAUUAAAUAGUGUAAUUCCCCUAUUUUGUAAUUUAGCGAAGAUGGUGGUAUAUAAAAAUAAUUUGCGAAAAUUAUUCUUAGUUGGACAGCGUAUUGCCACUGGUUCAUUCGACUAUUUUUGGGCUACGGAUUACUCCUGUAACACCUUUAGAAUCAAGGUCCUGUUUAAAUAGUCUGUUUUUCGUUGCUAACUAAUAAAUGUUCGGCCAAAAAGCCCAUUUUUUCUCGUUUCAAACUUGCAUUUGACAAUUAACUGAAUUCUAACUUUGAUUGGUUUUCGUCGGUAGGACCCUGUUGUUGAACGCCACUUUGUGUUAAUUCACGCGACAUGGGAAGUCUUAUCUAGGCGGGCAGAAGAAAUGAGAUUGAAAAUGCCUCUUCAGAAAAAUGAUGUCCAAAUUACUUCCUUUCUGGAGUCCCUGUGUGGAUCAGAGCAGAUAGAAACGCUCAAGCGCUUGAAUCCACUAGGUAUACAUGAUACAACAGUCAGAGAAAAGGGCGAUUAUUUUGUGGGCCGUUUCCAACAAGAAAAGUUAGAGGAGUUCUUAAACCACGAGGAUAAGGAGAUUUUUUUCAGUACCAUAGAUCGAAUGUACAUGGUCCAGCAGAUCCUGAAAAAUACCCGCUUCUCCAAGGAACCUCAGUGCGUUGGUCUCAAUAGGCUGGUGUUAGAUGGUGCAUACACCUCGCAUUAUCCUUUACACGAAGGAACGGCGAAACUUGAGGAAGGAGAAUUCCCUGUGAAUGACCGCCAACGCUUGAAAAGUGACUGGGCAAGAUUUGGUAGAUGUUUCAAGUACCAACCAUACGAGGCCAUCAAGAAUUACUUCGGUCAUGAAAUUGGUCUUUACUUUGCCUGGCUUGGUUUCUACACGGCUAUGCUGGUCCCACUCGCAAUUGUCGCUUUGAUUGUCGUCUUGUACGGCAUCAUAUCUUCAAGCUCAUAUACUCCUCUUCGUGAUCUGUGUGAUAAAAAGAAUGAAGGAGUCUGGUACAUGUGCCCUCUUUGUGAUAGACAGUGUAGUUACUGGAGCCUGGCUACUACUACUUGUCUCUAUGCCUACAUUACCCAUAUCUUUGACAACGAUGGCACAGUUAUUCUCGCCUUUGUUGCGUCUAUUUGGGCCACCCUCUUUCUUGAGUUCUGGAAGCGUCGACAAGCAACUUUAGCGCAAGAAUGGGACACGGAAGGUUUCGAAACUGAGUUUGAGCCACUUCGCCCUGAGUAUGUUAGGUCCCUCACUAAAGAAGAACUCGACCCAUUCAAACCCGAUCCAGACACUGGAAUGAUUGUGUUUAGAGAUGAUAAAAGGAAGCGCACUCGUCGUUUCGCAGUAGUCGCUAGCUUGAUUGCAUUCAUGAUUUGUCUUGUGCUUGCUGCAGUCAUCGGCGUAGUGGUGUUUCGUGCUGCUGUUUUCGCUACCCUUAGUAGGAGUUCAGAGCGAACUGUUCAGAAGAGGGCUCGAAUACUGACAACGGGCAUGGCGGCUUCCAUUAAUCUAGUGGCCAUCACCGUGCUGAAGUACGCCUACAACAAACUUGCUGUCUGGCUGACCAACUGGGAAAAUCCUGCAACUCGUACCAUCUAUGAGGACAAUUUUACGAUGAAAAUGGCUCUUUUCCAGUUCGUAAACACCUUCUCCUCUAUUAUUUACAUCGCAUUCUUCAAGUCUGAGAUAAUAGUUGGCACGCCGGGAAGAUACCGGAGAAUUUUGGGGAAGUACCGAAUGGGUGGCUGUAGCGAACAGGGCUGCUUCUUAGAACUCGGAAUUCAGAUCGCGAUUAUUAUGGUGGGGCAACAGAUAAUCGGAAACAUUAUAGAAAUUGGCAUUCCGUAAGUUUUUCCCUUAAAGUGCGUAUAUAGCUGAUUCAAUGAAAGUUGUUUUGGGCAUUGGGAAUUGCGCACUGGGGAAGCUGUUGUUUGGCGGUCAGUCAUUCAAGCAAAUCAUGGCAUUUGGUUCGAUUUCGUAUGCCCAAAUGACCAAUAGUCAAAGCAACCUAUAUUGAAUUAGGUAUAUACGGGUCAACUAAAGUUAGAUGCUGCCCACAUAUCAUGAGAGCUUUGUUAAAUAAAUCAUUUUAUUUAUCAUCGUGUUCAUUGGAACCAUCUCAGUAGACACGUGAUGCAAAUUUUCUUAUCUUCUAAUUCUAACCUCAUACAUGAACUGUGGAAAUAGUUUUGUGAUUUUUCUCAUUAGUUGGAUAUCGAUCUUAACAUUGGACUGGUUUUCGCGUUUUAAUCUGAUUGCAAACCUUGUAGUCAGUUUAUAUUUACCUGUCUACCACAUAGAGCUCGGACCCACUGAAGUGCACCUAUUGUUGAUGUUGGUCCCAUGCAAAAAAAAAAAACUUAUCAUAAUCAUGUCUGCUCAUCAUAAACAUAAGCAUUAUCAAUAUAUUUUCAUUAUUAUUCAUUCAAAAUAUGUCGCCAUUUCUGAUUGGCUCCAGUCUCCCGGCUAAUUCUUCACAAACAGUUGAUAAGAUAGAGUCUACAGCAAUAUUUAACGCGAAAAGGUCAACCUUAUUUGGCAGAUCCGGGCGAGCAAUAUACCAUAGAUUCGAUGGUAUACUGAUGGGUAUAGUUUCCAUCACCUUCUAACACAGAUAUAUCAUCUAUUAUUUUAACAUUAAUAUACAGAUCGUUCAUGCUCUGGCUCAAACGAAGGAAAGUAAAAGAGUUCACUGAUCAGCCGCAAUAUAUCAAGGACCACGAACUAAGCAGCUUAGAGGAUCAUUACUUAUUCUGGGACUACCUUGAAAUAGGUAAAAUAAAAUGUUGCAUCUUUAGACGCAAUAAGAAGACAAACCUCAGUUACCCUCAUUACCCAGCUUCUUUGUUGAACUACUCGUUUGCUUACUACUUUUUUAGGUACUACUCGUCAAACCAGCCGCUUCCGCAUGAUUACAUUUACUUUUACAUUCCUUAGCUACAACACUUACCAAAACAACCUGGCAGUAAAAAAAUUCCCGAGCUACACCAUUCAGGAGUGUGCCGUCACCUUGGUUUACAGAUAACGUUUAAGGCAAACUUAAUUUCCGACUGAAUAUAUAUAUUUUUUUUCAGUUCUUCAGUACGCCUUUGUCACCAUGUUUGUUUCUGCAUUCCCACUCGCCCCAUUCUUUGCUCUCAUUAACGCAGUCUUGGAAAUUCGCGUGGAUGCCAUCAACUUUGUGUCGUAUCAUAGAAGGCCCCAGGUAGUGCGUGUUGAAGAUAUCGGAGCAUGGUACAGUGUACUGGAAGCAGUGACCAAGGCUGCAGUACUCAUGAAUGCGUUCGUGUUAGCAUUUACUUCUGAUUUCAUACCCAAGCUAAUAUACAGGUUGCAAUAUGCUCCAGACCGCAAUUCACCUGGCGGGGGAACUCUGAAAGGAUACAUCAACAACAGUCUGGCUUCCAUUGAUCUUAAGACGCUAUACAAGUGGGAGCCUGGGACCCAGCCUGUAAACCCUACUGCAAACGUUAAUUACACCAGAGACUACUGCAGGUAAACUGCUUGUGUUAAAAGUCUCUUGUCUAAUACUUAUAAAUAUAGGAAAUUUUUCAUUUUUACGUCUACCACAUUUUUCAAUUUGAAAAUGGUACGGCCAUUUGGUGUCGACUCCGUGGUACUCCUGGGCAUAUUGCGUCUCUUGUUCAACAUUAGCCUAUCUUGUUCAAUAUAAGCUCAGAAGACUUGGGGAUUUUCUAUAUAUAUAUAUUCUUAUUCUUUUGUUGAUAAUUCCCUCCCAAAAAAAUAGACUGGUACGCAGUCCCUUACGAUAUGAAUGCCGGAAAAGGAUGGAAGGAUGGAGUGUUCUCGAUGUUGCAACACCCUUGCUAGCCCCCUGGCCCUUCCUUACUUUUUGCACCCAUUUUCAAUGGCUGGCAAACGAAAACCCACCAGUCACUUUUUCAGAAAUUGAUGUGUUUACCACAACUAUUAACACAACCCGAAACUGUAUGAAAAUAUCUCUUUUCACUAAAAAAUUCAUGACGUCGCUCCUCUAACAUUUCCCUACCGAUUUAUUUCAAUUCCAGUUACGUCAGUUACCAUGACAGUACCUAUCCAUACAACUACUCCAAGGAAUACUGGAAUCUAGUUGCCGCCAGACUGGCCUUCGUGAUCGUAUUUGUAUUUAUUGUGUACUCGAUCACCAAUAUGAUAGCAUGGAUUAUCCCGGAUGUCCCAGAGUAUCUGAAGUUCAAAAGCGAAAGAGAAAAACAAGUGGUUCGAGAGAAACUU
Porites lobata is the source of this 18819-nucleotide messenger RNA. The record is from the annotation of a GenBank genome assembly. Lineage: Eukaryota; Metazoa; Cnidaria; Anthozoa; Scleractinia; Poritidae.